Molecule: messenger RNA, 633 nt
Organism: Ustilago hordei
Lineage: Eukaryota; Fungi; Basidiomycota; Ustilaginomycetes; Ustilaginales; Ustilaginaceae
Product: putative RET3 - coatomer complex zeta chain
Exons: 2
Coding region: 1-633 (210 amino acids)
Biological process (GO): retrograde vesicle-mediated transport, Golgi to endoplasmic reticulum; intra-Golgi vesicle-mediated transport; intracellular protein transport
Cellular component (GO): COPI vesicle coat
Source: RefSeq, a predicted model, not a curated record
AUGACUUUCAAAAACCUGACGCUGUACACCACCUCGGCGGUGCUGAUUCUCGACACCGAUGGCAACCGCGUGAUGGCCAAGUAUUAUCAACCACCACAUGCUGCUAACUUCCUUUCGACAGCAACAGUGGCACAGCAGAACGCAGUCGCAGCCACAACUCCACAACUCUCCGCCAAGAAUCCGUUGUCAACAUUGAAGGAGCAGCGAGCAUUCGAAAAGGCCAUUUUUGACAAGACCAAGCGAGCAACGGGCGAUAUCAUUCUCUAUGAUUCGCAACUCGUCCUCUUCAAGGCAUCGCUUGAUGUCAUUUUCUACGUCGUUGGCCCGGCGGCCGAGAACGAGCUAAUGCUCUCUGGUCUACUCGGCGCAUUCUACGACGCUACAAGCAUGUUGGUGCGUCACCAGGUGGAGAAGCGUGCUAUCCUGGAGAACUUGGAUUUGGUUACCUUGGCGCUGGACGAGACGGUUGACGACGGCAUCAUUCUUGAGACGGACAGCACUACCAUUGCAUCGCGUGUGUCCCGCCCACGACCGGAUGUCAACGAGAUCCAGAUCAACGAGCAGACCAUCAUGAGCGCAUAUUCGAGUCUCAAAGAGCGGGUUGCGCAGAGAAUCUUGCAAGGAGGUCUCUGA